AUGAGUUUAACACAUCCUUUGGGGUUUGCAGGUAAGACAGAGGAAGCAGGGGAAGGAAAUCCUGUGGAUGCUGCCCUACAAGAAGUGCUUGGCAGCGGAGGGCAGCACGUCAUCGCCAUUGUCUCAGACAGCAUUGCCCUCCCUAGCAGCAGCCUCAGCCAGCCCUUCAUCCUCAGUGUGCAGGAGGGGCAGCAAGUGUUAACUGUACCUGUGGCUCAGGCUGCAGAAGAGACUGCCCUUGAAGAGACAGAGUAUGCAGAAGAGGAGCAGCCGGUGGCCAAGAAGCAGAAAGGGGAACAAGAAGCCUAUGACCUGGGAGAAGACAAGGACAGCGCUGGAAGGGAAGAGCUCCAGCAGCAGCUGCAGGAGGUGAACCGGCAGGCUCAGGAAUUCCGCAGCCAGCUCCUGAGGAAGGAGCAGGAGGCUGAGCAGUACAGGCUGAGGCUGGCAGCCAUGGGCAGGGAGCAGGCAGUGCUGGUGCCCCAGGCUGAGCCACUCGUGGUGACCUCGGAAGACAUCGAGGAGUCCGUGUUGUCCAUGCUGGGAACGGAUCAGACCAGUGAUGGUGCAGUGGAAACUGCAGCCUCCUGAUCCUGGGGUUUGGAAAGGAAGAUCAUUGGGGGGGGGGGUUGUUGGCAGCCACUGUUGAGUGCCAGGGGCUGUUGGCAAAGCCACCCCAUUGCCAGGGGCAGGAGCUUCAGCCACGUGCAACACAGCUGCUUUCAGCUGUGCCAAAGGUGCCUUUACAGCUUCACCUAGAGAAACUGGAAGCUUCCUAAGAACAUUUUACCCGGCAAGUGACCCGAUUUGGGAUGUCAAUACCUGCAUUGUUGGGGGGGGAAGGAACCUCCUCCUUGCCCAAGCAGCUGGCAUCAGCUCUCAGCUGCCUGGAAAUCAGAGCACCAAAACCAGGCUUUCUGGAACAAUCUAAGGUGUUCGCUCCCUUCUGUGAAGUCGAGUGACCAAAUCUGGACCUGCAGUAAAAGUGGUUUCUUGGGGUGUUCCUUUCAAACCCUUCAGAGGUGUGGGAGGGAUUUCCCCUUUAACCAGAAAGGGAAUGAAUUCCAUGUUCUUGCAAACCCACAAACCUCAGCUGUGUGAUGGAGAUAACCUGGAGGCAGGAGGAAGGGCAGGGGUGAAUGGCAGGCAGAGCAUCUGGUGCCUCAGGGAGUGUGAUGCUUCCCCCUCAUUCCCAGAGCAGCUCAGGGGGUCCUGGCUAAGCCCUCCCCACCUGACGGGAUCACCAGGAAAGAGCCUCCUGCAUUUCAGGGUAUUUGUUGUGUUUGGCACUGACUGAUGUGUGAACCUGUGCACACAGCUGCUCCCAUGGUGUGGGUGCGGAGCCGGCUCUGGACAUACCUGUUCACUGCACAGUCCUUAAGGGAACUAAAGGCUUCUUGAAGAAGCAGCUUUUGUUAAUGUUGCGUUGCCAGCAGGUCAGUGCAUAUCCUGAUGUUGGAGAUGUGGCACUAGAGAUGCUCAUAGAGACUGAAGACAUUCCCUGCUGGCUCCGAGGGAAUGACCCCAAGAGGAUCCUACAGCUCUGCUCCUGGCAGCUGGGCCUGAAGGGAAGGCAGCAUCUGCUGCAUCCCCUCUUCAGCAGUGCCAUCCUCAGGCUCACCAGUGAGCGGUCAGAGAUGAGGCCUCCUGACCCUGUUGUCUUAAAGGCUUUGUGGGACCGGAGGGUUUGGGGCAUCUAAGUGCAUUUAUUUAUAACCAAUGGAGCUCUAUUUAUAACCAAGACUUUUUUACCUUUUUUUCCCAAAAGAUGUUUUGAAGAAGACUUUAAUAAUUAUUUGUUAUGAAUGA
This is a messenger RNA of Melopsittacus undulatus (budgerigar), 1809 nucleotides long. RefSeq names its product GA binding protein transcription factor subunit beta 2 (gene GABPB2). Lineage: Eukaryota; Metazoa; Chordata; Aves; Psittaciformes; Psittaculidae. The transcript is spliced from 4 exons. Bases 1 to 591 code for a protein of 196 amino acids. The record is from RefSeq and is a predicted model, not a curated record.